Messenger RNA from Clonostachys rhizophaga, 396 nucleotides. The record is from the annotation of a GenBank genome assembly. NCBI's taxonomy places the organism in Eukaryota, Fungi, Ascomycota, Sordariomycetes, Hypocreales, Bionectriaceae.
AUGGAUGCUCAUAGCAUGGACGAUCAAGACCAGAUUCGCGACACACGGCGCAAGCGGGAGGUCAAGAUCGAGGAGCUUCGCCUCGAAAAAUUUAUGCGAAAGAUUCUUGUGCAGCGACUAUCCGUGAUAGAGGAUGCCGUUGAAGCAACAUGCGACCAUAAUUCAACACUCGCUGAAAUUAUGGGCACAGUGGAAACUACACUUAAAGCCUACGGUCAGGAUUUUAAGGGCAUACCUCCCUGUCCAACCUUCGGAGUCACGAGCCUCGAAGCAUGGCUGAGGGUUUUCAUGGCUGAGGUCUUCGCCAAAAAGGACAACAUCCAAGACGAGCUACGGGACAUCACGCAACAAUUAACACGACUGAAAAAAGAAAGGGAUGAAGAAGAGUCAAAGUAA